Crotalus tigris (Tiger rattlesnake) is the source of this 2601-nucleotide messenger RNA. Its product is annotated as E3 ubiquitin-protein ligase RNF182-like. NCBI's taxonomy places the organism in Eukaryota, Metazoa, Chordata, Lepidosauria, Squamata, Viperidae. The transcript is spliced from 2 exons. The coding region runs from base 60 to 788 and encodes 242 amino acids. The record is from RefSeq and is a predicted model, not a curated record.
CGGGCGGGCGGGCGGCUCUCUCCGCGCCUGCAGCGAGGCGCCGGGCCCUCGGGGCUGCCAUGCCCCCGGCGAAGGGCGGGGGCGAGCGGGCCGCGCCCCCCGGCUGGGCGGCCGCCGAGACGGAGUGCGGCAUCUGCUGCGAGAGCUUCGACGGGCGCGCCCGGCGGCCCAAGCUGCUCGGCUGCCGCCACCAGGUGUGCGCCCGCUGCCUGCGCCGGAUGGCCGAGGCGGGCCGCUCCCCCGCCGGGCUGCGCUGCCCCUUCUGCCGGCAGGAGACGCCCGUGCCGGGCGAGGACGUGGCGCGGCUGCCGGACGACGGGCGGGUGCUGGCGCUGCUCGGCCGCCAAGGCGGCUCGCCAUCCUCCCCGGAGCUGCUGCUCUGCCCCGGCGUGCUGGAGCCCUCGGCCGAGGGCAAGCGCCGCUCCUCGGCCUGCCUGGUCAUCACCCUGCUGGAGGUGCCGGAGGACGCGGCUGCCCCCGUGGGGCUGGACCUGGUGGACGUGAUGCGCUUCUACCGCCCGCCCAGCGUGGCCUCCCUGCCCUGCCACAGCCCGCCGCCCCUCUGCCCUGACUCCUGCGGCCCCCAGCGGGCCGUGCCCCCGUGCCUGCUGGGCCUGCUGGGCCUGGUCUACUUCAGCUCCCUGCCCUUAGGCAUCUACCUGCUGCUGGUGGAGCGGCCCAACCUGGGCCUGGUGCUGGUCAGCCUGGUGCCCGCCAGCCUUCUGCUCUGCGUCUUCUACAGCCUCUGCCAGUGCCUCUGCCAGGACCUCUUUGACCUCCCCGCCUGAGGAGUUGCCUUGGGAGGCUGCCCCCCCAACGCUCCCUGCCCUUCACACAGACCCCCCCCCCUCUGACCAGGAGGGGGGGGCUUUUCACAGCAGCAGUGGGUGGGGUGGCUUCCCUCCAGCAGCUUCAGUUCCAUGACGGUUGUGACCCGGAGGGCAGAGAUGCCGAUGGCGCCCUUGCCAAAAAGCCCCUAGCGCCCCACUUUCUGCCGUGAGGUUGUGUUUGUCACCAGGAACAGCCACCCGGUUUGGGACCUCUGAUGGACAACUGCCUAGGGACUCAAGUCCUGUGAACCUGCAGGCCAAGAAGAGCCUCUGUAGCAACCCCAAGGGAACCAUCCCUUACAGCAGAAAUUGAACCUCAAUGCAUAGUGGCAGUGUACCUGACGACUGCAACCCAUAUUACAAAGUAGGUACUUUACUUUCAGUAUCAUGGAGAGUUUGGCUGGAGAUUUUGGGAAAUGCUGGAGCUGGCAGCCGGAGGCUAACUCCCCAGUUUGGAUGAAGCUUCCCUGGAGGGAAGGGAGGGGGGUGGAGGAUGAGGAAGAGGCUCCGGGAAAAGAGGCCUGAGGAGCACGAACAGCCCAACAGUGAGAGCUUGUUGCUUCCUCACCCCGAUGAGAAAGCAGGGGACAGCAUAAGGUCCUGCCUCAACUCCUCCUCCCAAGAAAGCAGAACUCUUGAAACAGGCAUUACUUCAAAAGGAACUUUUGUUGAGAGAUAGUGAUAGCAAGGGAGCAAAGCAAGAUCUAAAGUUUUCCCGUGCAAAUUGAUACAUUAAACCCACCCCAGAGCCCAACUGCCCAGCUCGCAUCCAGCCAAUCCACAGGUGCGAAGUCGUUAUGGGAACCGAAGCGGAUAAGGGACGGUUCCCAGGCGCUUCAUCGGAUCUGGCAACGGUGUGGAGUUAAGGCAAAUGUCCCCUGGCACGUUCCUCUCCCCUUUUCACACCCAAAGAGAUACGUCAAAGUUCAGAAAGAACAAAGUAGAGGAAAUAAAUCCACAAGGCCCCCUUGCAGCAGAGAAAAGCCUCCCGCCUCCCACUGGAAUGGCGGAGCCCCCAAAAGAAAUAUCAAAGAGGUGUAGCAGUGCCGGGCAGGAAUACCUGAGCAGGAGCAGCCGAGGCUCCGUCUGUCUCUCCUGACAGGCCUUCCCAGCUCCUGUGCACCGUUUGCACACAGACCCGGACCUCCCUUCCCCAGAGGUUGUGCCAGGCUGGGUGCCCAGACUGUCCAUGGGCAAGUUCUUGUGCCAGGAUCCUCCAGAGAGUGCUGGGGGCCCCUGUUGCUAAAUGAAGGGUCCCGGAAGGAAAGUGGGGGUGCCAGAGGCCAUCCAAAAGUCACCUGGGGAUUCAGCCCAAGGCUCUGCAUCUUCCCUGGAACAACACCCCCCCCCCUCAGUUUGUCUGGCUUUUUUCCUCCUGCGGGAGAAAGUGGGUGCUCCCUUUUUUUUCUGGCUGAGGACUCAGCCCCCCCUCCUGAAAUCCCACGUUCCAGCAUCCCCCCCCCCCAAUUCAGGGCCUCCAACACUGCCAAGGCUGGUCAAGCCACUGAACUCCAGGAUCAGAAGGGACUCUUGAGGUCAUCCAGGCCAUCCCCACUCAAUGCAGGGAGGCAUCCCAGAGGCAAAAGACACAGCAAAGGGCAGCCCCCCCUUCUCCCCCCCAGUCUGGGCUCCAUUGUCCCUCUGCGGAGACUCUUCAGGGCCUGAAUUCUAUUCUAUUCUAUUCUAUUCUAUUCUAUUCUAUUCUAUUCUAUUCUAUUCUAUUCUAUUCUAUUCUAUUCUAUUCUAUUCAUUCAUUCCAUUCCAUUCCAUU